CUUAAAAUACUCGCUUAAUAUGUGACCGCGACGUGCGCUUACAAUUACAUGAAAAUUAAUCUUUCAACACAACAACGUCACUCGUCUGCAUUCAAAUUGUUUACGAAAGUGAAAUACACCUGCUAACAUGAGAAUAAGCAGUCUCCCUUGGUAACACAUACACGCAGCUGCGUAUUUCAAGACGGCGAGAACUCAUGUCUCCCAAAACCCUCCAAAAACUUAUAUGGAGUUCGUAGUUCUCGUCCGUCGUUUUGCCGAUGAGCUGACCAAUGGCAAAAGCAUCGCAAGCGAGUGACAGCGACGAUAGAGGCAGAGGACGCUUUUUACCUUCCAUUAGAAACCCUGUCUUCAAUCCUUCCGAUGACGAAGAAAUAACGGUUACAGUGUCGGCUAAAGAAGAAUCUCGAUCGAAAAAUAAUGGUCGGGGAAAGCGAUCUUUUAAUAGCAUCCGAAAGUUCUUCUCAAGCGAGAGGUCCACACGCCAAACCCCCGACAAUUCUCCGAGCUCUACACCAAGCCUCCCCCCGCUGUCACCACAACCCCCGCCUCGCCGAGACGCGCAGAAUACCCCCCCAGAACCUUUGAGGACGAGAGCUCGGGCCUUGCGUGACUCUGCUAAACGAAAAUUCAUAUCAGUGGAAACGAACUUACGCGGUAUUACGAUUGAUUCGAGAAGUGGUACUCCAGUUAGCAGUAGCAGUAGUAGCAGUGGCUCUGAAGUAUGGAAUCCUGAGAAACUGGAUACGACCACAGAUGAUACGAGUUCUUCCGCCACAAACAGUCAAAGUACUGACAAGAUUGAGGACAAGGAAAAUGAAAAUGGGGGCAGUGACUCGAAAGAAACAUCGACACAACUCGCUUGUGGAGAAUCAGAAAACCCGACUGAAAAUGAAAUGAAGAACAUUAAAAUGUUUACGAAUACAUUUGAUUUAAAGAAAGAAUUCAAAAAAGCAAAAGCAGCUAAAGAUUAUUCAACAAUCGUUGACUUCAUCAAAGCAGCAUUCAGCUCAUUGCGAAAUUUAUCAGAAAUUUACAAGGCCAGCGAAUUUGACCCAAAAUGUGGAAUUAAUUCCAUCUUUGUGAACGUCACCUUUGAUAUCCUAAUGGCUUUGCCUAGCGAUCACAGGAAGACAGUUUUGAAGUCAAUCGUCAACUGCUUGCUGAGUAAUAUUAAAAAGAAGCAAAACGAUGAAGAUCUUCCUGGCUAUCUUAUUCUGCUACAGAAUCCUCAGUUUGAUAGCUGCUCUUCCUAUGUGAUAUUUUCCCACUUGUUACGCCAAGUUAGUUCACUUUCCGACAAUCAACAUCACACGUUGGUGUCCUGGAUGACCUGGCUACCAAUUUCAUGUUUCAAAGGAAUGAUAAGACGUCUGAGAGAGUUCGUCAGCGUCGCAUUGUUUCCGAAUUUAGAGGAUGAUUUACCGGCCUCUCCGGAGAAAAUGCGUUUCUGGGUCCCAUCUGCUGUCAAAGUGUUGGCUCUUUUAAACGCAUCGAACUGGUUAAACAACAAACCAAUCGUAUCUUACGCAUACAUGUAUAUUGAUAUUUUGGACAAUAUGAACCUUACAAAAGAGUACGAUAAUUGGCAGUAUAGAACUGGGACUUUUACAUUUUGUCAAUAUCCGUUUUUAUUGACCCUCAGCGCGAAGCGUUAUAUUCUUCAGAAAGAUUCGGAAGCGCAAAUGAUCGAAAUUGCACGAAAAAGUCUACUUCUUGGUGUCAAGAAACGGGAGCCACCUGCCGUUAGUAUGUUGUUUUUUAAUCUUCGCGUCAGACGGGAUCACUUAAUUUCAGAUUCAUUGAACGAGAUAUCCCACAAAAGGAAUGAUUUAAAAAAGAAACUAAAAGUGACGUUUGUGGGUGAACCUGGUGUUGACAUGGGUGGAUUGACGAAGGAGUGGUUUAUGUUGCUCAUACGAAAAGUCUUUCGUCCAGAAUUCGGGAUGUUUCGUUACGACGAGAAAUCAUCCUGUUAUUGGUUCACAAAUAUGGCUGUUGAUAAUCUCGCUGAAUUCAAUCUUGUUGGAGUUCUAAUGGGUUUAGCUGUUUACAAUAGUACGAUAUUGGAUAUACGGUUUCCUCUCUGUUGUUAUAAGAAACUGUUGAGUCCCGCAGUGGUUCCGGGUGAUAAAAAUGCAACAGUCGGUGUGGCAAACUUAGAUCUCACUGACUUGAAAGAAGUUGUUCCAGAUCUGGCUAAAGGCUUGCAAGGACUUUUAAACUACGAGGGAGAUGUUGAAGAUGACAUGUGUCAAACCUUUCAGGUGUCCAGCACUGUCUUUGGUUCUGUUGUCACUGAAAAUUUGAAAGAAAAUGGUCAUUUGAUUCCGGUGACAAAUGAAAAUAGAGAAGAGUAUGUUGAUCUAUAUGUUGAUUACAUUCUCAAUAAAUCAAUCUAUCGUCAGUUUGAUGCAUUCUAUCGCGGAUUCCACAGCGUCUGUGCGUCAAAUGCUCUGAUUUUGUUGCGUCCUGAAGAGAUAGAGAUGCUGGUCUGUGGCAAUCCAGAUUUUGAUAUGAGAGCUUUAUCAAAAGUCACAAUUUAUGAUGGUUUCUCAAAAAGGGAUGCAACCAUCAGAUAUUUCUGGGAAAUCGUAGGAAAGUUUUCUAAUUCCUUGAAGCGGAAACUGUUACGUUUCUGCACGGGGAGUGAUCGCAUACCUGUCGGGGGCAUGGCCGAAAUGGAGUUCAAGAUAACACGAAUGGCGAAUGUCAGCGAUGAAAUGUUGCCAAUGGCGCACACAUGUUUUAAUCAGCUUUGUCUGCCGCCCUACAAAACAAGACAACAACUAAAGACAAAACUAACGAUUGCAAUUUCAAAUUCAGAAGGAUUUGGCAUUGAAUAGCGGGCGUUGAAGUCUUAUGUGAAAAAAUUGAAGACUAGUACACACACUAAACUUUUUAAAUACUUUCGUGGUGAAAACUUUUUUGUCAAAUAUCUUAAUUAAUUUUUCAAUUAAUUAUAUUGUACAUAGUUAAUUCUACAAAAUGAUAUGAUAGACUUAAGGAAAUUUUAAAUUUAUUUUGUUGCA
Molecule: messenger RNA, 3029 nt
Organism: Dendronephthya gigantea
Lineage: Eukaryota; Metazoa; Cnidaria; Anthozoa; Malacalcyonacea; Nephtheidae
Product: probable E3 ubiquitin-protein ligase HECTD2
Exons: 21
Coding region: 270-2843 (857 amino acids)
Biological process (GO): protein polyubiquitination
Molecular function (GO): ubiquitin protein ligase activity
Source: RefSeq, a predicted model, not a curated record